CAACCAUAUCCCCAUCCGCAUCCCCAUCCCCAUUGACCCAUUCCCCCUAACACUAAUACCCAACGGCACCCAUUGCCCAGUAAGGCAGCAAGCCAGCAACCCCUCCAGGCUCCAACCCCGCCGGCCGUCUCGUCAUCUUCGUCCCUCCAGACACGGUGCGGCUCCGACGACCUCCUUGCACGUCGCGCUUUGGCUCGCAGCCUCGCAGGUCGUCUUCUUCAUCGCAGCUCCUUGCUCCGUCGGCGGCGGCGUCGCGUCCUCUCUGUCCACUGCCUCAUCUGUCGGACAGGAACCGUAGCAACACACACAACGGCGCAGCUAUCUCCCUCCCUUCACCCUCGCACUCUUCCUUCCUGUCAACACCGGCGAGCUGUCUCCGUCACUUUCGUCCAGCCGCUGAACCACUCUCGUCUCCGUCGCAAGUUGGAGCUUUGAAGAUUACAGUCGUUUCAGCUCUGGAAGCACCAUCUAUUCUAUCGUCGCGGUUCCUGCCUCCGUCGAGCACCUCUGUUCCACCAUCGCCGGUGUUAGCUCGGUUCCACAGUCGAAUCGAUUGAACCAAUGAAUCAAUAAACCAAUAGCUAGAGUGGUUCGACGACCGGUUUAGUUUUCAGAACCUUGCUCCGCUCCAUCAUCUUCAGAGUGUGGUCCUCUACUAACUAAAGUUUUCUCAAACCCUAACUAACCCCCUUCCUACGCUUCUCAUUAGCAUUUGUGAACCGAACCGAACCAAUGGCACAGGAUUCUUCUUCCCCUGGUGGUUCUUUGGGAGUCAAAGCAGUCGACAAAGUUCAAGCUAUGAUUCAAAAGAGUCUCCAACUUCCAAAGGUGAAGUUCUUGAGGCAACGCAUGGCAGAAGCUGGCUGUACUGUGAAGGACAAUUUCUUCAGAGCUGUUGUUUGCCAAGGGAGGAAAGGCAUGGCUUAUUUUGCUCCUGGUCACGGGAUAUUUGUGUGCAGCAACCAUGUGACAUUUCAAGAUGAGGUCAACCAGUUGAUAAUUCAUGAGCUAAUUCAUGCAUAUGAUGACUGUCGUGCUGUCAAUUUACGUUGGAAUAAUUGUGCUCACCAAGCUUGUAGUGAGAUACGAGCUGGUCAUUUAAGCGGUGAUUGUCAUUUCAUGCGGGAACUACUUCGUGGUCAUUUCAAAUUGCGAGGGCAUGAACCGACGGGGUCGAAAAAUGCAAGGCAUAGGGAGUUAAUUAGCAAGAGGGAUAAUUUGAAUUCGAAUGGAUAUAUUGCUCCUAGCAGACCUAACUACGUGUAUUGCUGGUUUUCCUUUGACUUAGAUGAACCAAAGGAGUGUAUUAGAAGAAGAGUCUUGUUAUCUUUGUUUUCAAACCCCAAUUGUGUUGGUUCAGCUGCCAAGGAUUCAAUGGAAGAUGUAUGGGAUAUUUGUUACAAUGACACACAGCCAUUUGAUAAAGCUCCAUAAGAAAUUGCAUGGAUUGGUAGUGUUACCAUUUUAGUGGGAUAAAGCUUUGUUAUGGUUGGUACUUGGUAGUGUUACCCUUCUUGCUAUUCUUUCUGUGAUUAACAGUUUUGGAGGGAGACCGGCUUAAUGACCCAAUAUUGAGAAUUAAUUAUACAAAUCAUUGACUUGAAGGCUUGUUAUUUUUAUGGUGUAAAUUUCAAUAAAUUUUUCUCUGUUUAACAGA
This is a messenger RNA of Arachis ipaensis, 1657 nucleotides long. Lineage: Eukaryota; Viridiplantae; Streptophyta; Magnoliopsida; Fabales; Fabaceae. The record is from RefSeq and is a predicted model, not a curated record.